This is a messenger RNA of Monoraphidium neglectum, 3168 nucleotides long. RefSeq lists its product as hypothetical. The coding region runs from base 1 to 3168 and encodes 1055 amino acids. Gene Ontology annotation, biological process: SCF-dependent proteasomal ubiquitin-dependent protein catabolic process. The transcript is spliced from 8 exons. The record is from RefSeq and is a predicted model, not a curated record. Gene Ontology annotation, cellular component: SCF ubiquitin ligase complex. NCBI's taxonomy places the organism in Eukaryota, Viridiplantae, Chlorophyta, Chlorophyceae, Sphaeropleales, Selenastraceae.
AUGGGCCCCAAGCGGUUUGAUGCCCACCAUCCGGAGGGUACAGCGAGCCUGCUGGGCUUGAUGUACACAUGGGCAGGCGCAGCAGGCCCGGACGCCGCCACUGCACGGUGGCGCGGCGUCAAGCACGUGGACGGCUGCCCCUCGACCUGCGUGCCUGCGCUGGCCGCGCUGUGCCCCGGGCUCGAGGGUCUCAGCAUCUCUCUGGAGGACACCAACGGUGUCCUGUAUCGCGACACGGCGGCCAGGCUGGCCAGCCUGACUGGCCUGACAUCCCUGCGCGUCGCAUUCCACCCGACGGCAGCCCCUGCACGCGACCAGGCCCCACAGCUCGUCGAGUGGCGGCCGGAGUCCGUUGCCGCGCUCGGCGCGCUGACGCAGCUGCGGUCGCUGGUGAUAUCCGUGGGCGCCGCGUCGCGUUUCCACCAUGCCGCAACGGGCUGGGUCAAGGGGCUGACGGCGCUGACCGAGCUGCAGCUGGUCGGCAUGUGGCCGACCGGGUCGGCCGGCAUGCAACUGACCGGCCUGCGGCGCCAGGUGCUGGAGGGAGCGGGGUCCAUCCUGCUGAGCUCGCAGCUCGCAGGCAUUGCCGCUGCGGGGCUGGGGCAGUUGACUCAGCUGCGCUGCAGCUUUGCGAACAGGGUCAACGAGCAGCUUCCCUUUGGGCCUGCGCUCUCGGCCGCCACUGGGCUGGUCCACCUGUCGCUGCCGGCGGCCAGCCUGGCGCAGGGUCACCUGGAGGCGGUGGCCUCGGCGGCGCCGCAGCUGACGCGCCUGGAAGCUGCCAGCAUUGCCGCCUCUGAUGAGUGCACCGCCCAGUUCCCGCAGCUCCGCACUCUGGCCGCGGCGUUCGACCCGGGCUUCUCGUACAACCUGGCGUUGUUGGUGCCAGAGGUGCGGAGGCUGGAGCUGGCGCCAUCCAAGGUGGAUGAGGCUGCCGUACUAGCCCCUGUGGCCGGCUUUCUGCGGGAGCUGGCGCUGCGGGGCGCAUUCAAGGACUUCUGCCACAGCGGCCGCCACAGCUUCUUGUGGGUAGACUGGCUGGACCUCCACACUUGCGAGAUCCAUGACCAGCUGGACCUGACCGCCGACAAUGACGACAACUUAACCGUCAAGGAUGCCCUUCUCACCCUCCUCUACAAUUUGAGUGGCGAUGUCCACCUUGUCGGGCUGUCCUUGAGCGUGGCCGAACAGCCGGACGCGGCCCUUGCGCUCAUCGCAGCGGCAGGCACGUGCACAGGGCUGCGACGGCUGCGGCUGCGCUACUUUGCAAGCGAGGCGCCGCUCGUACGCGUGGUGGCCCUGCUGCUCUACUUCAGGAACCUCCAGGAACUGGAGCUGAAGGAGGGCCACGCCGGCGAGCUGGGUGACGAGGCCUUUACCAACUCGUGCCUGGACAUGCUGGAGGCGAGGCGGCCCAAGAGCUUGACCAAGGUCACACUGACAGACACCUGGCGUGUGACGCGGGAGUGCGUGGACGCCGUGCAGCGGCGCCGCGGCGGCGCCUUGGACAAGGCCGACCGUUGUGGGCUGCCAGCGGCACGGCUGGCGGCGCUGAUGCAGCGGUUUCCAAUUGCCGGCAGGCUGUGCUUUCACCAGGGCCACGAGCGAUUCGAUGCCCACCAUCCUGAGGGCACUGCAAAGCUGCUGCGCUUCAUGUACACAUGGGCAGGCGCAGCAGGCCCAGACGCCGCCUUUGCACGGUGGCGCGGCGUCAAGCACGUGGACGGCUGCCCCUCGACCUGCGUGCCUGCGCUGGCCGCGCUGUGCCCGGGGCUUGAGCGACUCAGCAUCUCCCUGGAGGACUCAAACGGCGCCCUUUACCACGACACGGCGGCCUCGCUGGCCAGCCUGACUGGCCUCACGUCCCUGCGCAUCGCAUUCAAUAGAAAAGGGGACCCUCCCCGCGGCGAGGUCGCGCGGGCCCCUGCCUGGCGGCCCGAGUGCGCUGCCGCGCUCGGGGCCCUGACGCGGCUGCGGUCGCUGGUGGUCUUCCUGGGCGGCGUGCCGCAGCCCUGCUACACAUUGUCAGGCUGGUUCAAGGGGCUGGCGGCGUUAACCGAGCUGCAGCUCGCCGGCAGGCUGCCGCUGGGCGGCGUGCAACUGACUGGCCUGAGGCGCCUGGCGUUGGAGGGAGGGGGUUUCUUUGGGCUGGGCGACCAGUUCGCAGCCAUUGCCGCCUCGGGGCCGGCGCAGUUGACUCAGCUGCGCUGCAAUGUUUCAAAUAGCGUCAGCGAGCAACUUCCCAUUGGGCCUGCGCUUGCGGCCGCCACUGGGCUGGUCCACCUGUCGCUGCCGGCGGCCCGCCUAGCGCAGGGUCACCUGGAGGCGCUGGCCUCGGCGGCGCCGCAGCUGACGCGCCUGGAUGCUGCCAGCAUCGCCGCCUCUGAUGACUGCAUCGCGGAGUUCCCACAGCUCCGCGCCCUGGCGGUGGCGUUUGACCCAGGCUUUGCGUACAACCUGGCAAAGCUAGCGCCCAGGCUGCUGAGGCUGGAGCUGGGGCCAUCCAAGGCGGACACGGCCGCUGUAAUACUUCCUGUGCAUGAGACUCUGCGGGAGCUGGUGCUGCGGGGCGCAUUCAAGGACUUCUGCCGCAGCGGCCGUCGCAGCUUCUCGUGGGUCAAUGUUAUGAAAGUUGACAACUUUGAAAUCCGUGAUCACCUGAAUCCUGCCGACGACAUUGACGACAACACGACCGUCAAGGAUGCCCUCCUCGCGCUCCUCAGCAAGCUGAACAGUCACUGUGAGGAUCACAUCGCCAAGCUGUCCUUGGCCGUGGCCCGGCAGCCGGACGUUGCUCUUGCGCUGAUCGUGGCGGCAGGCACGUGCACUGGGCUGCAAUGGCUGCGGCUGCGCUACGUCGCCAGCGAGGAGCCGCUUGACUGCGUGGUGGCCCUGCUGCUGUACUUCCAGCAACUUGAGGAGUUGGAGCUGGAGGAGGGCCCCGCCAUCUUGCCGUUCAACGAGACCUUCACCGACUCGUGCCUCGACCUGCUGGAGGCCGGGCGGCCCGAGAGCCUGACCAAGGUCACACUGAUAGACACCUGGUGUGUGACGCGGGAGUGCGUGGACGCCGUGCAGCGGCGCGCGGCUGCGCGCGGGUGGCCGCUGGAGGUGGUGCUGGACUGCAGCGACGCUGAGCUGCUGGGGGCCAGGGGCUUCCCGCGCUGA